Messenger RNA from Equus caballus (horse), 3696 nucleotides. NCBI's taxonomy places the organism in Eukaryota, Metazoa, Chordata, Mammalia, Perissodactyla, Equidae. The record is from RefSeq and is a predicted model, not a curated record.
CGGGCCCGCGCCCGCAGCGCACACAUCCAUAGAAGGCAGUGGAGGCAGCGGCCUGGCCGCGCGUGCUCGCCCACCUCGCCGCCCCUCACCCGCUUUCUUCGCCGCCGCGUAACCCGCUCCCUCGCCCCCCGCCGGCCCCUCGCCGCCCCGGCGACAGAGACCGGAGAAAGUUUGUGCGGCGAGUGCGGGCCGGGUGCGGAGGGCGCGCCCGCGGAGCGCUGCGGAGACCCGCGCGGCCCCCGCCCGCCGAGAGGGGAGCGCCCCGAGCCCGCGCCCCCGGCCCGCGCCCCUCGCUGCCAUGGGCGCCGCGGCCCGCAGCCUGCAGCUGGCGCUCGGCCUCCUGCUGCUGGGGACGCUGCUCCGUCCGGCCGACGCCUGCAGCUGCUCCCCGGUGCACCCGCAACAGGCGUUUUGCAAUGCAGAUGUAGUGAUCAGGGCCAAAGCGGUCAGUGAGAAGGAGGUGGACUCUGGGAACGACAUCUACGGCAACCCCAUCAAGCGGAUUCAGUAUGAGAUCAAGCAGAUAAAGAUGUUCAAAGGACCUGACAAGGACAUCGAGUUCAUCUACACGGCUCCCUCCUCGGCCGUGUGCGGGGUCUCGCUGGACGUUGGAGGGAAGAAGGAGUACCUCAUCGCAGGAAAGGCCGAGGGGAACGGCAAGAUGCACAUCACUCUCUGUGACUUCAUUGUGCCCUGGGACACCCUGAGCACCACCCAGAAGAAGAGCCUGAAUCACAGGUACCAGAUGGGCUGUGAAUGCAAGAUCACGCGCUGCCCCAUGAUCCCAUGCUACAUCUCCUCUCCGGACGAGUGCCUCUGGAUGGACUGGGUCACAGAGAAGAACAUCAACGGGCACCAGGCCAAGUUCUUCGCCUGCAUCAAGAGAAGCGACGGCUCCUGUGCGUGGUACCGCGGAGCGGCACCCCCUAAGCAGGAGUUUCUCGAUAUUGAGGACCCGUAAGGAGGCCAACAGCACCCCUGUGGCCAACUGAAAUGCCUCCAAGAGUUUAGACUGGUCCAGCUCUGACAUCCCUUCCUGGAAACAGCAUGAAUAAAACAGUCAUCCAAGUGGGUCUAAAUUAGUGUGAUUCUCCUCCCCGCCCCCAUUUUCCUUUUAAAGAGGGUUGUGGGUCUAAAUAGGGAGGUGGGUCCCACAUUCCAUCCUCCAGCCUGGGCACUGUGCAUCUCAGUCUUCAAAUCUGGGGUGUGGGCGGGGGGGGACACACAGGCUUCCCUCCCAGGCCCAGCCUUGGCACUGUCACAAACGCUGAGGAGACAGCACUUAGGGGUCCCCCCGGCCUGGUCAGAGCAGAGCCUGGAAAUGUGCAUUUUGCAGAAACUUUUGAGGGUCGUUGCAAGACUGUGUAGCAGGCCUACCAGGUCCCUUUCCUCUUGAGAGGGGCAUGUCCCUCGUUUCCUGCAGCUUCCACACCUCUGGCCCCUAGAGGAGCAGUCCCUGUCCUGGCAAGUGCACCCCCACCUCAUCCCCCUCGGGCCCACCAUGGACUCCCCACACCUGUGACUCCUGUAAGUCCAGGGGCAGCCCUGGACCAGUGGCUUGUUCUUGAAGGAGCCCCAAUUACUUGUAUUCAUUUGCAGAAUUCCGGUGGGAGCCUCCCUCUGGGGCCCGUGCCGAGAUGUGGGAGUGACAAACUUCAGCUUCCGCCAAGUCAUUCUGGUCCCAUCCACCCACCCCAGCCCCACCCCACCCCCAGCCCUUGGGGGGAAUCCAUGACAUUCUGCCCUGAGGGCAGACGUGGUGGGGAGCACUUGGCUGCCCCUAUAGUUUAUUCUUGAGCUUCUGAAGUCACUCUAGCUUCCUCCUCCUCAUUCUGGCAUCCGGCAUCUAGAUGGAGUUGUGCGGGUUGGCUUUGCAAGGGGUUGCGUGUGGCAGUGGCACAGGCUGUGCUCUCUGUUUGUACAUCCUGAGGACAUCAAAAGCUGGGUCCCGCUGUGUCCCCCAACACACCCCAGAGCCCCACCUGAGCAGGUGCCACAGGUUCAGUAUGACCUCCCUCCAGGACUGAAAGUCACUGUGCUGUCCCUGGAUUUCUGUGAGUGAGGUUAGCCAAGUGCAUUAUGAAGUCCUACCUAGGAAAGGACGAAUUUGGGAGGUAGGUGGCUUCAGUGAAACUCUCAUUUCUUUCUGGGCCUCUAGUACUCUGGCCAGCUUUGAGAGACAUCUCAUUUUUCUCAAGAUGAAUUCUCCCCAAGUUGCAGGUGUACCAGCCUCUGCUUCUAUUUUCUUACAUUGCAAAGAUCUCUCAGUUAAUAAACUUCAUAGGGAAUCUUUUCCCUAAAAAUGGUUUUCUGGUGCCAGUAAAAUAGGGGUUACUGUAGGCAGAAAUUUCUCAGUAAGAGUAAAGAUAAUCUCCUUUUUCUUCCUGCUUGUGUUAUAAACUAUUCUAUCAUGCACGUUAUGCAGACACACAUAUAUGUACAUGUGCGCACACACACACGCAUAAUGAAACUGAAGUCUGUCAGCCGGCAAGUGGUCCUUCUGCAAAAUGCUUCUGAAGUCACCUUCUAAGCCUGCUCUAUUCUUCGGUCACCCCAAAGCACCUGUAAGACUCCUGACCCCUGGCACGCAGCCCCAUGCCCGCCCGGGACCUGGUCAGCAUAGAUUUUGAUGACUUCCCUUUCGAGGGCAGACUAGGAGAAUAUCCAGGAAGCGGUCCCCGCUCCAAGGGCACUUUCAUGCUGUACAGUGUUAUAAAGCUUGUGAGAUGUCAUAAUGGACCAGUCCAUGUGAUCAGUAUAUACAAGAGCACCAGACCCCUCCGAUCAAUAGAACACCCCACCCCCAUUUGCUUCCUGUAUGGUGUUAUCAUAUGUAACAUUUACUCCUGUUUCUGCUGAUUUUUUAAGUGUCUUGGUUUGUUUCUGCCAUUGGUUGUAAUCAUUCCUGUGCUGUGUUUUUUAUUACCCUUGGUAGGUGUUAGACUUGCAUUUUUUUAAGGUUUCUGCAUUGUGGAAGCAUUUGACCCAGAGUGGAGAGCAUGGCGGGUAGCUAGCCUAUGACAGUGGAUUCCUACAGAUCUUUUCUUCAGUUCUUUGAAUAUUGUUGCUUUUCCAUCUCCCAUCUUUUGUUCUCUGGUUUGAAUUAUUACAAAGUCAAGGAUCUGUGAGUAGGUUGGUUCUAAAAGAUGGCCUUUAUGUUCAGUCCAUGCACAUUGGUCUUGAAGCCAUGCUGAGGAGAAAAAAAACGAAAAAAUCAAGAUGGCAUACCCAGUGGCAGCUGAAAGGAGCAGCCACUCAAAUACCUUCACAGUAAAUAAUUGCAAUAUAUGUAUAGUUUAAGAAGGCUCUCCAUUUGGCAUUGUUUAAUUUAUAUGUUAUAUUCUAAGCACUACUCUUUCCCUCUCUUCUUCAUGCAAGCUACUCAAAAUAUUUAAAAUAAAGUUUACAUUGUAGUUAUUUUCAAAUCUUUGCUUGAUAAGUAUUAAGAAAUAUCAGACUUGCUGCCAUAAUUUAAAGCUUUGUUGAUUUUGUUUGUUUUUGUUUGGAUUCUCUCUUGUUUUUUUAAUUUCCGGGCAAUGUGUUUUUGCUGGAAUAUGAAGUCUGAGACCUCCCUGUGCUGGGAACACGUGAGAGUUGUUGAAAGUCGACAAGCAGACUGCGCAUGUCUCCAGUGUUUUGUAUCAUUCCUGAGUGAUCGCUCGGUCAGUGGACAAUAAACAAUAUUAUCAAAGAGAA